Messenger RNA from Synchiropus splendidus (mandarinfish), 2045 nucleotides. Its product is annotated as monocarboxylate transporter 13-like. Gene Ontology annotation, molecular function: monocarboxylic acid transmembrane transporter activity. Bases 336 to 1697 code for a protein of 453 amino acids. Lineage: Eukaryota; Metazoa; Chordata; Actinopteri; Syngnathiformes; Callionymidae. The transcript has 6 exons. Gene Ontology annotation, biological process: monocarboxylic acid transport; transmembrane transport. The record is from RefSeq and is a predicted model, not a curated record.
CCUUCCUCUGGGCUGUUGUGAAAUACUUCCCAGCCACAUGCAGCACUCAUGUGAUAGGGAGCCGCGGAGAGAGGACUGACCACCAGAGACCACCUGGAGUGGAGGAGCUUCGGAGCUGGCUUUGGCGAGCAAGCAGAAAGGACAGAGAAACGACACCGCUGCUCGGGAGUCAAGAGUUCCAAGCAGCUGGGUGAACCGCCGAAACUGGAAUUGACCGGAUCGAUGGAUUACCGACGGAAGUUGGGAGGUUGUCUUUGGCAGUGAACUUCGCAGCGUUCGCAGACCUCUGCUUCUGCAUUUUCCAUUUUCCACCUCUACCUGAUGAUCUGACGGCCAUGAAGCGCCUCAGAGCCAAGGCCGGGAAGCGGACCGAUGCCGCCGAGGGUCCUGAUGGAGGCUGGGGCUGGGUGAUGGUGGCAGCCCUGUUUGUCAGCACCAGCUUGGUGUUCGGCUUGAUGCGAGCUUUGGGCGUCUUUUUUGUGGAGUUUGUACAUUACUUUGAGGAGACCGCUCAGUCCAUCUCCUGGAUCUCAUCCAUAGGCCUGGCCUGCCAGCAGUUCUUCAGUCCACUUGCUGCUGCUCUGUGUAACGCCUAUGGCACUCGAGUGGUGGUGAUGACUGGGGGCUUCAUGGCGGGACUUGGCUUCAUCCUUGCCUCCCAAGCCACUACCCUUCUUCACCUCUACCUCACAAUGGGGGUCAUCUCAGGGCUUGGCUGGGGAAUGGUCUUCUCUCCGCUGGUCGCCACAGUCAUGGCUAACUUCACCCGUCACCGGAGCUUGGCAGUAGGCGUGGCGUUCACCAGCAUUGGCAUCUCCUCUUUUGCUUUCAACCCAUUGUUCCAAUGGCUAUUGGAAGUCUUUGCUUGGAGAGGGGCUCUGCUGAUCCUGGGUGGUCUCAGCCUCAACAUUGUUCCUUGUGGCGCUCUUGUCCGUUCACAGCGACCCUCGAUAAAACCAAAUGACGAACAAGAAAAUGGAUCUUUAUCUUGUCGGACGAUGUUGCAGCGGCUGUCCUCGUACCUGGAGCUGUCUUUGCUCUUGGAGAGGCCUUAUGUCACCUACACUUUGGCCGUGACUCUCCUAAACGUCGGAUAUUUUGUUCCGUAUUUCCACCUGGUGGCUCACAGCCAGCACGCUGGCUUCUCUGAAUACCAAGCAGCCUUCGUCAUGUCGGCUGCAGGUGCUACGGAUAUUCUGGGUCGUGUGGUGUCGGGUUGGACGUCAGAUUUGGGCUACUUCCGGCUGAUCCAUCUGCUUAGCUUGUGGACUACACUGGCCGGAGUGUUCAUCAUGUUGCUCCCUGUGAGCUCCCUGUCCGGCUCUUACCCGACCCUGGUGGCCAUCAGCCUCUUGUAUGGCUUCUGCUCCGGGGCGCUGACCUCCUUGGUGUUCGCUGCGGUGCCCAUGGUGGCAGGAGUGGAGCGUGUGAUGGGCGCUCUCGGCCUUCUGCAGCUGAUAGAAAGUGGUGCAGGACUCCUGGGAACACCACUAUCAGGACUCCUCAGGGACCUCACCGGCAACUACACCGCUUCAUUCCUGGUUGCAGGGUCUUUCCUCAUCCUCGGCACAUUGACCAUGGCCACCCUGCCUCACUACUUCUCCUGCACUGACCCUCCUCCACCCAAAAGGAGGACCGCCCUGAACCAAAACAAAGAUCCCCAUUUGGCGCUGGAAUCCACAAACAUUCAAACAUAAAGGAGUGUGAUCAUCAGUAUUUAUUUGUAUUCAUCAUGGGAUUUGGUUUAAACUUGAAGCUGCUGCUGUGGUCGAUAGAUUCUACUCCAAACGAACGGCUGUCUGUUCAAAGUCAUUGUUUACACAUUAUUCAAAGUUUCGUUUGACAAGCUGUGUUUUACGUAUUACUCAAGAAAGUAAAUGACCUACAAAGUCAAAGUUUUUUUUUUCAAAGCAAUCACAAAGUAAAGAGUUGCUACUCAGUUGUAAGUAGUUGAUUUACCUGAAUUACAAUAAUAAAUUACUGACAAUAGCUGUUCACCAUCCGACACUAAGCAAAUUCUGUGAUUUUUAUUGUGUAACAGGGCA